Molecule: messenger RNA, 1077 nt
Organism: Trichophyton benhamiae CBS 112371
Lineage: Eukaryota; Fungi; Ascomycota; Eurotiomycetes; Onygenales; Arthrodermataceae
Exons: 1
Coding region: 1-1077 (358 amino acids)
Biological process (GO): ribosome biogenesis
Source: RefSeq, a predicted model, not a curated record
AUGAUGACGAUGAUGAUGACGAUGAUGAUGAUUAUAGCUAACUUGGUUCUAGGCAAGAAGAGAUACGAACUGGCCUGCUAUAAGAAUAAGCUGCUAGAGUACCGAUCUGGAGCUGAGACAGACCUGGACAACGUCCUUCAGAUCCCCACUGUUUUCCUCUCCGUAUCCCGAGGCCACACUGCGCCCACAGCAGAGCUAGCCAAGUCGUUUGGCAAGGAUUACAAGAUAGAAGAUGUCAUCCAGGAGAUCCUGCGCAAGGGUGAGGUACAAGUGGGCGAGAAGGAGAGACGGGAUAUCCUCGAUCGGGUCGAGAAGGAGGUGUUGGAGAUAGUGUCUGCCAGGCUGGUCGACCCUGUGUCGAAACGCGUCUACACCACAGGGAUGAUUGGUAAAGCGCUGGACCAGUUGAGUGCUGCCAGCGGACAGCAGCAGCAGCAGCAGCAACAACACCAAAACCAACACCAACAUGAAACCGCAGAGGCAGAAGGAGACGAAGAGAUAGCGAAGAAGACAGCAGAUCUGACGCUCACCCCGCGAAAACCGCUGUGGACGGGCGUCACAACUUCAAAGUCAGCGAAGAUCCAAGCCCUGGACGCAAUGAAGGCCCUGAUCGCUUGGCAGCCUAUACCCGUCAUGCGAGCCAGGAUGCGUCUCCGUAUUACAUGCCCGACAUCUAUACUGAAACAGCCCGUCCGGACAGCGCCAUCCUCGACUGGUGCAUCCGGCAACGCAAACAGCGCGCCCUCAUCGUCCAAAAAGGAGAAAGGCAAGGGGAAAAAGGGUAAGAAGGCCGCCGCCGCUGACGACGACGACGACGACGAAGAGGGUGACCAGAGUAAAGCUUCUGCGUCUCCCUCUACCCCGGCUCCAGCUGCGGCUGCGGGGACGGUCAAGGACCGGAUCCUCAGCUACCUGGAACAGAUCGAGUCGCAGGAGGUGAUAGGCGGCGACGAAUGGGAGGUCCUGGGCUUUGCGGAGCCGGGGGCCUUCAAGGGGCUGGGUGAGUUCAUCGGCGGAGAGACCAAGGGCAAAGGCCGAGUCGAAGUGAUGGACAUGGCCGUAACUCACGAGGAGUAG